GACGUAACGCGCAAAGAACGUAACAUUUACGAAAAAGUACACAGCAGAAGCGGCUAACGGGGUUUUGUCUCUUCGUCGUCAUCAAGCGACGUUUUCAAUACGCGUUCCCUUUUCUUUCUUUUUUUUUUUAAAUCAAAGGUGUCUGACUCGGGAUCAAGAUGUCGUACAUGCUACCGCAUCUCCACAACGGCUGGCAGGUGGACCAGGCCAUCCUGUCCGAAGAGGACCGGGUCCUCGUGAUCCGCUUCGGCCACGACUGGGACCCGACGUGCAUGAAGAUGGACGAGGUUCUCUACAGCAUCGCGGAAAAGGUGAAGAACUUCGCAGUCAUCUACCUGGUGGACAUCACAGAGGUGCCCGACUUCAACAAGAUGUACGAGUUGUACGACCCCUGCACCGUCAUGUUCUUUUUCAGGAACAAACACAUCAUGAUUGAUUUGGGGACUGGAAACAACAACAAGAUCAACUGGACGAUGGAGGACAAGCAGGAGAUGAUAGACAUUGUGGAAACGGUGUACCGGGGAGCCAGAAAAGGAAGAGGUCUGGUGGUGUCUCCAAAGGACUAUUCCACAAAAUACAGAUAUUGAUUUUUAUUUAUUUUUUACUUCAAUUUUUUUUUAGAGACAUUUCUUUUUUUGGUGACAUGACACACAGACGGCAAGUUACAAAAGUCACGGAAGAUCUCUUUCAACAUUUUUGUUUUUGCCGGUGAAACGGGACAAUAUUCUUAUUGAUGAUCGUGUUACAUUGAGCCUUUGGUGGGUUGUUUUUUUUGUGUACACUUGACGUUAAAUUCAGUUUCAACAACAAGUUUUGUGUUGUUUUUUUUGUGUUUUUUUACACAAGUCAAUUCUGAGAAACUGGUGCUCAAGAAACUAGACACAGUAAAAAGUCCCCGUACUUUAUUGUAAUAAACAUCAAUGGAUAUUUACAAAUUAAAGUCUUUUUGCUGUAGGUCCUUUCA
This is a messenger RNA of Cyclopterus lumpus (lumpfish), 964 nucleotides long. It is a transcript of the gene txnl4a, whose product is annotated as thioredoxin-like 4A. NCBI's taxonomy places the organism in Eukaryota, Metazoa, Chordata, Actinopteri, Perciformes, Cyclopteridae. The record is from RefSeq and is a predicted model, not a curated record. Gene Ontology annotation, cellular component: U5 snRNP; spliceosomal complex; U4/U6 x U5 tri-snRNP complex. The transcript is spliced from 4 exons. The coding region runs from base 159 to 587 and encodes 142 amino acids. Gene Ontology annotation, biological process: mRNA splicing, via spliceosome.